UUUGAACGCAUCUGAAGUAGCGAGCAAAAAUUGUGCUUCAUGUCAUGUCAGUUGAUCGCAUAAAUUUAUUUUUCAAAACAAUUGAGUAUUUUAUUGUAUUUUUUAAUUUGUAGUGCUUUAUUUAUAAGAAUCUGAAUUAAUUAUGGAUUGCAUCGCUUCCGAAAAGGGUGAUUCAAGUGAGAACCGUGACCCGAACUCGCUAGUAUCUAAUGGAACUGUAAAGUCUGGGAUCGAGAGCAAAAGUUUAGCAGAGAAUGAUAGCACUUCACAUACGGAGGCUCCCGCGGAGGCGGCGGCGGCGGGCUCGGGGGAGGGCGCGGACGAGGAGUGCGAGAUCCCCGAGCAGGUGGAAUUCGUGGUGGUGUUCAACAAGGCUCGUCUCGACGUGUCCUUCGCCCACGACGCCACUAUACUAGAACUGAAGGCCCAUCUGGAGCGGAUAUGCGGCGUGCCGCAGUCCGCGCAGAAGCUCAUCAUCAAGGGCAUGGCGCGGGACGACGCCUCGCUCCGCGCCGCCGGCGUCGUUAAGGGCAGCAAGGUCAUGCUGGUUGGAUCCAAGACAGAAGACAUACUUGCAGUCAAAAGUGCACCAAUUGAGGCAAUGAAGGAGAAGGAAGGUGGUACAUCUAGCAAAGAGCCACUGUCAAUGCAGAAAAAUCACAGGAAAGUUUUGGACAAAGGCAUCCCACCUGAUGCCAUGCCGGGAAUCAAAGGUGUUAAAGAGCCCCUGCCGCCGGUGCCUCUGAGUGGCAUGCUGAACAAGCACGGGGGGAAGGUGCGACUCACAUUCAAGCCAGAGCAAGACCAGCUCUGGCUCGGCACUAAAGAACGCACAGAGAAACUUGCCAUGACAUCCAUUAAAAGCAUCACAUCUGAACCAAUCAAAGAUCAUGAAGAAUACCACAUCAUGGGGCUGCAGCUGGGUCCGACGGAGGCAUCCCGCUACUGGGUGUACUGGGUGCCUGCACAAUACAUUGAGGCCAUCAAAGACGCAGUUCUGGGCGUGUGGCAGUUCUUCUAAGCGCAACACGUGUAUUUAUAAUAUCUAUGUGUAACAAAUUACUGUAUGUAUCUCGGCCACCUUGGUAGCUGUAAACUUUUAAUCUAUCUAUGUUUUCAUAUUAUAAUUAUUUUGUGAUAUAAAAAUGCCAUGUCAAUUAAAAAUUGUCCAUAUAAUUCUGGCAUGUUAUCUGGUCAAAAAAAUAUAAAUUACAAAUUAUUUAUUACCUAUUGAAAAAUUGCAUUUUAAGCAUUUCAGAGCAGCUGUGAAAUGUAGUUUCAUAUACUUUAUAAUUUUAUUGAAUGGAAUCUUGAAUAGACGCGUGCGACUUGAUGAGCUUAUUGUCCCACUAGAUUUUAUCCUGAUCUCUUUUUAUGUAAAAUUUACAAUAUUCAGUCAAAUCACUGAAGCACUGGGUGGAAUACAAGAGCAACUGCCAAAUACUUAUUUUGUAUUGCAAUAGUUAACAACUGACUAGUGUAGAUCCUUUUAACUAUAUUUGCGUAAUGUUUUGCAUCCAGUUCUUCAGUGACAACUUUCGAUAAUAGGAAAUAAAAUGUUUUAAACUUUAAAA
Messenger RNA from Plutella xylostella (diamondback moth), 1574 nucleotides. Its product is annotated as ubiquitin domain-containing protein UBFD1. The record is from RefSeq and is a predicted model, not a curated record. NCBI's taxonomy places the organism in Eukaryota, Metazoa, Arthropoda, Insecta, Lepidoptera, Plutellidae. Gene Ontology annotation, molecular function: cadherin binding; RNA binding.